This is a messenger RNA of Rotaria socialis, 11238 nucleotides long. Lineage: Eukaryota; Metazoa; Rotifera; Eurotatoria; Philodinida; Philodinidae. The record is from the annotation of a GenBank genome assembly.
AUGGAGAAUCGUGUCUCCUCAUCCUUCAAUAAUAACAAUAAGAAUGAAAAUAUUUCUUUAUCGAAUAAUAGUUCAACUUGCACGACAAAUUCUAAUUCAACACGUCAUCGCUGUUGUGAAUAUGAAUCCUCAUAUCCAUCAAUGAGCCGCUAUCGUACAUCAUUAUCGUCAUCGCCAUAUCGUAAAAUUCAUUACUUAGAUGAUUCCGAUGAAGAAAUAAUCAAUGAAGAAAUUAUUGACAUAACAAACAUCGAUCAUUACCCAACAUUAAUUGAGCGUUGGGGUGAUGACGCAAAAACGAUUAUCAAACAUGAUGGAGAAUUUAUCAUUGAAGAUUAUGUAGAGUUCGAAGAAACUGAACCGACAAUAAUGGAAGAAAUUUCCUAUGAAAUUAUUUAUUCAGAUGGUCAAAUUAAAUCAACCAGAGAAGUUCAGCAUUCGUAUGUUGAAGCUCGAAAUUUUUCUAAAAUUAAAAAACGACGUAUAAAACGUAAACGUUCAAAGUUAGAAAGUCAUUCGACUGAUAUUAAUGAACGAGCCGCACAAUUGCUUGAUGAAAUGCGUAAUUUAUCAAGUGAAAUUGAUUCAAUGAUUCAAACUACCAAUAAAAUUAGUAAUUCAAAUAAUGACUUAUCCGGUGAUAAUGAUGAAAUAACAACAAUUAAUCGAGCGGCUGAAAAUAUAAUUAAAAACGGCUUAAAUGAAAAUUCUAAAACUAUUCCUAACCACAGUAAUGAUUGUUCCAAUAUCGAGAUAAUGGGUAACGAGACAUUAUUUUCUGUCAAUGAACAAAUCUCAUUACAAUCUCAUAAUUCAAAUAAACAAAAACCACGAUAUCAAAGGGAUCUUAUUCCACAAAGAGUAGACGACGAUGAAAAAACUCGUCAAUCAUAUUUACUUGUAAAAAAUGAACAUCAUAUUUUACAUAAUGACCACGUCACGAACUCACUAGCACAAUCAUCAAUCAACGAUGAUCAUGAAAACAUGUUAGAAUUCAGAUUACAAUCGGCAGACUCGGAGUCGAAUCUAGAAAAAAAACCAUCAGCUCAACAGCAAGUACAAUCAAUUGAAAAUGAUACUCAAUCAACAAUAACAAUUGAACGUAAUUUCGGUCAAGAUCAACAAUCUUUUAUUAUCCAAACCAACGAAUCAAUAUCAAAUAUUGAUUCUCAGAAUGCAAUUUCAUCAAAUCAACUAAACAAAAACAUCGACGCCGACAGUUGUAAUGAUUCAACGAUGGAAACCUAUGAAGUUACCAUCGAAUUUGAAAAAGAACAAAUAAGUGAUCAAUCAUUCAUUCGUUCUCAAAUAGAUCGUGAAUAUAGACUUUCCAACUCAAACAGUACGCCGUCUGUCAUGGAAACAAAACAAGACGAAUUCAAACACUCAUCCUCGACUGAAAUUGAUGCUAAUACUCUUGCAACAUCACUCAAUCUUCAAUCUUCAUCCGACAAUUUUGCCAAAAAACAAAGUCCGACAUCGACCAGCUUCGUCGCUCAAGAAGAAAACGAACCUGAACGUCUUUCAUCAAUCAACCAUACAAUGGAAACAUUUGCUCAAACACAAAAACCAUUCCUUCGCUCUUCUAUUGACAGUAAUCAACAAGGAUCGACUAUGAAUACUACGCAAGAUGAAACUAUCGAGCACUCGUCAGAUGUUUGUACUGAUAAACUUCGUCAGAUUGGAACUACUUACUUUCCAUCGAUCGAUAACGCUCGAGAAAUAAUCGAAGAAACAGCAAACGAUUCCAUCAAUCAAACUCCUCUGAUAUCAACACUACUGACAAGUAUUGACGAUAAUAUCACGACAACACUUCUAUCAAACGAGGUUUUAUCAGAUUCUCCAGUCGACAAUGCUCAAUUUUCUAUUCGAAAUAUUAUUUCAAAUGAAUCAGAAUUAUUAAGAUCAACUCAUCAAGACGAAUCAUUCAAUGAUAUUGAUACAAAAUCUUUUUCGUCAUCUCAAUCAAUAAAAUUUCACGAUAUAAAUACUGACAGUUUUUCAGACCCAUGUAAUAAUCUUCAACAAUACGCGGACAUGAAUACAGCUGAUCUAAUUACAACUGAUUCAUGUUAUUCAACACAUGAUUUAUCAUCGUCUUCAACAGAAUCUUUUACUGCUGAUUCAUCAUUCAAAACAGACUUUCAAGAUUGGAAUCAAAGUGAAUAUUUCAUAACUCGUAAUAUCGAACCCAUAUCAUCAGAAUUUCCUUCUGUUGAUAUUGAAGAGUCAGAUAAGAAAACAGAAACAUCUGAUUUAACAAGAAUUUAUUUUGAAUUACAAGAACAACGUAAUAAUGCACCUUUACAUGUUUAUCAAGAAAAAUCGAAUGAUAAUCAUAUUGGUUUAAAAUCAUUUCCACACGUUACAAAUCUAUUAUCAACAGAAUAUCAUCGAGUAUUCGGUGUAUCUAAUGAUAUUAUAAAUACAGUUAGUGAUAUAACGAAAUCUGUUGAUGUAACAUUUCAAUCAAAGGAUUCCAAUGAAAACAAAUCCAUUGUGAUCGAUGAUAAUCAAUCAAUUAUUCCAGGUGUUACAUCAAAUCUUCAAUUAGAUUUUCGAUAUUCUUCACUAUUAAAUCGAGUAGAUACUUUAAUACAACCGCUUCUUAAUUCACUAUCUAUUAAUGAAAAUGAAUCAAUAUUAGCAAAUACUCAACCAUUGAAUGAACGCAGCGAUGCCCGUAUGGACUACGUUAAUAUACUUGAUAAAGCUACAAACAGCGACCAAAACGUUCUCAAAUCAUCACACAAUAAUGAAUCUAUAAGUCAAAAAAAUAUUUUAUCAAACGACACGACACCUAUCCGAUCAUCGAAUCAAUCGCAAAUAGAAUCAAAUAUUAUUUCAAGCCAACAAACAAAAACAUCGAUGGAUGACAAGAUUUCUGAUGUCACAGAGCAGAUACAAAAUCGUAUCGAAAAUAUUCGGCAUAAUACAGAAUCGAUAGAACAGAAAGACAUCACAACAGCUUCAUCUGCAUUCAAAUUUAACAACGCAGUAAUGCCAACCCCUGAAUCGAUUAUUACACCAUCGGCAGAAACAAAAAUAAAAAUAGGCGACGAGCAAAAUCAGCAAUCAACAACAGAAUUGUUCGUUCGGGCGAAAGAUUUUCUACCAGCGGCGCUUCUAUCGAGCACGCCAAACGCGACACAUAAAGAACCUCUUCAACCAAUAGAGAAAAAGCAAAAACAAGAUGAAGCUGUCAGAAAAAUUGUUGAUGUAAAUGAUUCAUCAAGUACUGUUACCGAACCUACAGAUGGUCUUGAUCAUAUGUCCUCCAUUAGACAACAACCUCUGUCGAUAUCUAAUUAUUCGGAUAAUAAUAAAUUGCAAAACACAUUGACUGGCACGGAAAGAACUGAUGACAAUACGCAAGGGCAACCGAAUCGAAACAUAGAACAGUCUUUGAUCCCAAAAUGUUCUUCCUGUGAAAAUCAAUCGAUGAUAGUCGAUCCUGGGUACGAUUGUUUUUCUUCCAUACAGUCAACAUCAACUCGUGAUCAGCAAAAACAAGAUAAAACCGGCGACAAAUCGUCAGACCAAAAAUUCCCAACUAUGUAUGACGAUUACCCUUGGUACUCAAGUUAUUAUACAAUUGUUGAUGCCGAAACAAAAUUGACUCGAUUAUAUAAACAAUUCAAUUUCAUAAAUACGCAACAGGAACGUUCUCCGACCACAGUUCAUAUUCAGUCUGAUUUCGACAACGCACAGGAGCCGAAUGAUGAUAGAUUUCAUGUUGUACAACGACGCAAACGUGUAUCUUCAUCAACAACACAUACACACAAUGAACAAUCAACGAACACAAUACUUAGUCCAGAUAUUGAUUUGGAACCAGUCAUUCUUCGUGGACACCCAGGUGUACCCAUAGCCACAGGUCCGAUCAUUUCACAAACUACAGACACGGUUAACAAGAAAAAACAUAAGAAAAAGAAGAAAGAUGACAAGGAAACGAUUUUCUUCGAUGCGCCUGAAUUUGUACCAUCCGAUGUUAAUCAAGAACAAAAUAAUAAAUCCCACAUUACCGAGCAACUUGCAUCGAUGCCUAUUGAUUCAAAUAAAGAUGAAUCACAAAAAGAAUCAAAUGAAACUGCACAAACUACAGACAAAGCGCAAGAUGAAUGUCAGAACAAAAGCUCAAGUCAAAAUACACAACUUAUGUCUGAUUUCAUAGAUAAACAACAACAACAACAACAACAACCUUCUCCGAUCACAGUUAAUAUUCAAUCGGAACUUAAUGAAAACGUCUCAAUACAUAAUCGCGUAUUAGACAAGUCAAGCGAACAGGACGAUGGUGAAUUUCAUGUUGUACAAAGGCGUAAACGUAUACCGUCAUCAAACACACAAACACAAGUUAUCCCAACAACUAACACAACAUUUAGUCCAGAUAUUGAUCUUGAACCAGUCGUUCUUCAUGGAAAUCCAGGUGUAUCAAUAGUCGUUCCAGCUUUGGUUUUACAACCCGCAGACACCGUUAGCAAGAAGAAACAUAAGAAAAAGAAGAGAGAUCAAAAAGAAACAUUUUUUUUCGAUGCGCCUGAAUUCGUAGCAUCUGAUGUUACCAAACAACAAAAUGAUAAGUUACACUCUGAAUUAGUAGAAAGAGUUUCUUCAAACAGUACUCAAACAAUAAAUUCAUCUGAUGUUAUUGCCGAAACUGCAUCUGUCCAGGACAAUAAAUCACCGGUAACACACAAUUUGUUGUUAAUAUCUAGUGAUUCCAAUAAUCACAAAUCUCAAGAAAAAUUCAAUGAAUCAGUACAAGUUAUCGACAAUAACCAAGAACAUAUAGAUCAAAACGCACAACAAUCUUUGACCUCUAAAAAUUCUUGUUAUUCACAACAACCGAAAAUAGCCGAUUCUGAAUGUCAACAUCUUUCUUCUAUACAUCAAACGUCAAUUAUUGAUCACAGACAGCAAAGUAUACCCCGCGAAAAACCCUUAUGUCACAAAGUUCAAGUUAUGCAUGAUGAUUAUCCGUGGUACCCAAGUCAUUAUACAAUCGUCGAUGCCGAAACAAAAUUCGCUCGAUUAUAUAAAGAAUUAAACGGCAUAAAUAAACAGCAGCAACUUUCGACGUCAACAGUUAAUAUUCAAUCUGAACUCAACGAUAAACUUACAACCGAUGAACCAGAAUUUGACAACGAAAGACAACUAGGCAAUGGUGGAUUUCAUGUUGUUCAACGUCGCAAGCGUGUACCAUCAUCAACAACACAGUCGCAAGUCAUACCGACAACAAACACAACGCUUAGUCCAGAUAUUGAUUUAGAACCGGUCGUUCUUCAUGGGCAUCCAAGUGUGCCGAUUGCAGCUACUCCUUUGAUUUUCUCGCAACCUGAAGACUCGGUUAACAAGAAGAAAACUAAGAAGAAAAAGAAAGAUAAACAAGAAACGAUCUUAUUUGAUGCACCUGAAUUGAUAUCAUCCGAUGUUAGCAAACAAGAAAAUGAUAAAUUACACUCUCAAUCAGUUGACAGAGUUUCUUCACAAAAUGAUGAAACAAUUGAUUCUUCUAGUGUAUUGAUACAAUCUACAAUUACCGAACAACUUUCGUCAAUACCAAUUAAUUUAGAUAAAGAUGAGUCACUCGAGCAAUUCAAUGAAACUGUACAAAUUCUCGAUAAUAAGCAAGAGCAAGUAACUGCACAGCAACCUGUAAAAUCUGAUUUGACAACUAUUGAUGAUAACAAUGGUUUUCUUUCUACGACACAUCUAAUAUCAACUGUAGACGACAAAAAACAAGAUGAAUGUGUCGCGAAAAGUUCAGAUCAAAAAUUUCGAGUUACAUAUGAUGACUAUCCAUGGUAUUCAAGUUAUUAUUCGUUGGCUGAUGCUGAAGUGAAGUUUGCUCAAUUAUAUAAAGUAUUAAAUUGCAUAAAUGAACCACAGCAAUUAUCUACGACAGCAGUUAGUAACCAGCUUGAACUUGACAACGCAAAUGAGCAGGAAAAUGAUGGAUUUCAUGUUGUUCAACGUCGCAAGCGUGUACCAUCAUCAACAACACAGUCGCAAGUCAUACCGACAACAAACACAACGCUUAGUCCAGAUAUUGAUUUAGAACCAGUUGUUCUUCAUGGGCAUCCAAUUUUACCGAUUGCUACUCCUCCGAUUCUCUUACAACCUGAAGACUCGGUUAGCAAGAAGAAAACGAAGAAAAAAAAGAAAGAUAAACAAGAAACAAUCUUAUUUGAUGCACCUGAGUUGAUACCAUCCGACGUUAACAAACAAGAAAAUGAUAAAUUACAAUCACAAUUAGUAGAAAGAGUUCCUUCAAACAAUGUCGAAACCAUCCAUUCUUCUAGUGUAUUUACACAAUCUACGAUUACCGAGCAACUUUCUUCAAUGCCUAUUAAUUUAGAUAAAGAUGAAUCACCCGAGCAAUUCAGUGAAACUGUACAAAUUCUCGAUAAUAAGCAAGAGCAAGUAACUGCACAGCAACCUGUAAAAUCUGAUUUGACAACUAUUCAUGAUAACAAUGGUUUUCUUUCUACGACACAUCUAAUACCAACUGUAGACGAUAAAAAACAAGAUGAAUGUGUCGCGAAAAGCGCGUGUCUAAAUGUUGAUGUUAUGCCUGAUUUCAUCAAUAAACAACAGCUUACUUCUACUGAAGUUAAUAUUCAAUCUGAACUUAAUGAAAAUGUCUCAACACAGGAUCGUGCAUUACAGAACUCAACGGAACAGAACGAUGAUGAAUUUCAUGUUGUACAACGACGGAAACGUAUACCAUCAUCAACAGCACGGACUCAAGGCGAAGUACCAACUACCGCAACUCUUAGUUCAGAUAUUGAUUUGGAACCAGUCAUUCUACAUGGACAUCUAAGUGUACCGAUUGCCACUCCUCGAAUGACUUCGUCAACUGUAGAUACGGUUAGCAAGAAGAAACAUAAGAAAAAGAAGAAAGACAAGCAGGAAACAAUUAUAUUUGAUGCUCCUGAAUUCGUUCCGUCCGAUAAAUUGCAGUCUCAGUUCGUGGGACAACAAUGUUCAACAAAUAUUGAAACAGUAGAUUCUUCGAAUGCUGUUCCUAAAUCUGAAACUGUGAUAGAUGAUGAAUCGGUGAUUGCAGAGCAAGUUUUGUUGAUACCCAUUAAUUCAGAACAAGAUGAAUCCCACGAACAUUUGAAUGAUAUUGUGCAAACUCUCGACAAACAGCAAGAUCAAAUAAUUCGACCGACACAACAAUCUCUAAUUGCUGAUUCUACUAAUUAUUCAAAUCAAUUGGCAAACGUCAAUCAUUCAGAUGAUCUUCUUUCUUCGGCACAGCCAACAUCAGCUGUGGAUAAUGAAAAGCAAGACACUAAAAGUUCAAAUCAAAAUGUUCAAGCUAUGUCUGAUUUCAUUAGUAAUCAACAACUUCCUCCGGCAGCAGUUACUAUUCAAUCUGAACUUAAUGAGAUUGUCUCCACACAGAAUCGUUUAUUAGACAUCACAAGAGAGCAGGAUAAUGAUGAAUUUCAUGUAGUACAACAUCGUAAAUGUAUACCUUCAUCAACAACACAGACUCGAAGUGAAAUACUAACUACCACAGCUCUUAGUUCAAAUAUUGAUCUUGAACCAGUAGUUCUUCAUGGGCAUCCAGAUAUACCAAUCGUCACUCCUCCUAUUGAUUCACAAACCGUGAACGCAACUAGCAAAAAGAAGCAUAAGAAAAAGAAGAAAAGUACCAAGGAAAUAUUCUUUGAUGCACCUGAAAUCUUACCAUCAGAUAUUAACAAAAGCCAGCAAAGCGAUACCAGAAAAUCUCAAUCCGUAAAGAAUCAAUCUACAUAUGCCGAUUCUUCACAAACUAGUCUGACGAUAAAACCUGCAUUUGUGCCAUCAGAAAUCUUCUCAACUCUAACUGGUGACGAACAAAAAGGAAAGGCUUUAUCAAAGUCGAAUGUUGCUAAUGAUGAUGAUGAUGAUGAUGAUGGAAAGAAUGAAUUGACUUCUGACAAUGCUUGUCAAUCAAUAUCAACUCCUGUCAGAGCAGUUUUACACAAUGUAAAACUUAUUUCUAGUUCAAAAGUAGAACAAUCAAUAGAUAAUAGAUCAAAUGUGCAGCCAUCACCAUCGUCUGUAAUAAAGACAAAAACAAUAACGACUGUAGAGUCACCAAAAGAAGACGAAGACAAUGAAGGAUUUCACCCAGUGCAUUAUCAUAAACGAACACUGGCGUUACCAAAACCAGAGAAAACCACAUCAGCAUCAACAGUAGCUUCGAAAGAAACUCACAAUGCUGAUCUUGAUUUGACAAGAUCAGUUAUUCAUGAAAAUCAAAAUUUAUCAAUGCCAUCAACUACUAUCACCGAUAAUAAAACUCCAAAGAGAAAAAAUACUAAACAAAAAAAGCGUAAACAAGAAGUAGCUUCUGCAUCGAACGAACAAACGGCACAUGAAGAAACUACUCCAAUCUUAUUCUCACCUAUCAUUAGAAAUUCAGAUGUACAACCGAAACCAACAUUACCAUCAAUUGUGAACAUUAAAAAAAUGCCUUCACCUUCGGAAGACGACGAAGAAGAAGAAGAUAAUGAAGGUUUUCAAGUUGUAAAAUAUCGUAAACAUUCGAAUACAGCAUCUCAAUCGCGAAAAGUUCAACAAUCAUCUCCAAAAACAAAGAAUUCACAUGAACAAUAUUUUAAUCGUAAAUAUCUGGGCCCCGCUGAACGCUAUGAUUCAGCAUCUCGACCCAUACCUCGUAAUAUUCCCCUUCGAAAAACUCUAUCUAACAAAAGUAAACAAGAUAGCUAUCAAACAUCAACUUUUACUGGCUCACCUCGUUCGGCGUCAACAGACAAUCGCAUUAUCACAUCAACGAGUGUUCCUAAUAGUUUCAACAAACCUAAAGAUAUGAAACAAACAACUGAACAAUUGAAACCAGUAAAAAACUUGCAAAAUCAAACAAUUAUUAGUACAACACCUAAACCACACCAAUCAUCUUCCACAGAACAAUCAAGCAAACCGAUCGUUCAAGAAUAUCACGCUUCGACACAUACUGAAAAAAAGACUGGAAUUGAAAAAUCAACAGUAUUAAACAUCCCUUCUACUAAAACUCACGGACCAAAGUUAAUACAAGACGAUGAUAACGAUGGAUUUCAACUCGUACGCCAUCAAAAAAAUAAAACCUCAACAACAGCAAAACAACCAAAACUCACCUCACCCAUUGAUAAAAAGCCAACAUUGACCUAUGUUAAACAAGAGUUAUCUACAAUAACAACAAGUCCACCAGUUGACAUAGAACAAACUAUUACUCCUCAGGAAAAAUCGAAGAAAUCAAAAAAGAACAAAGAACCUACUCCACCAUCACCAAUAACUCAAAAUAGCUCCCCUAUAUCAAUUACAAACGACGGUCAAGAUCAAACAGCAAAUAGGAAUGUCCAAAAAAUUCCUCAGCUGCCCAUCAAAAUCUCAAAUCGUCUUUUUUCUACUGAAGAUAAAACAAUAUCAAAACCUAUUACAAACGAAAUCAUUACUUCACAAGCGAAUGAACAAGUACAUCCUACAGAUAAUAUUCAAAAUCUUUUGACCUCAACAAUUUCAAGCCAAGAAGUAUCUAAAUCAUCAAAUGAACUUCCAGAUGAAGCCGAACCAAUUCACAUAUCUCAAACGUCCUCUCCUGAUAUUCUUCGGAUAUUAAAUGAACCUGAAGAAGUCGUAAUCAAAAAAAGUGCAUCAACAGCAGACAUCAAACAUGAACAAAUCAAAACUUCAUCAAAUGAAAAGCCUUCUCAGCGUCGAAAGAAACAAUCACGCACAGUAACAAAAGCUGAUGAUACAAAUGCAUCACUUUCUUCAACUAUCGCAACCAUAGAACCUGAUGAUGAUAAACAAAAAUUGAAUUCAUCAACUGUUCAAAAAUCUAAAAUAAUCGAAUCCAAAGCAGCUCAACCACAAAAAUCUCAACAAAUCUCAACAAAGAAACAACAUAUUUCCAAUCAAAAUUUUGAAAAAAACGAAUUAUUGACUACUGCUCCAUCCCAAUCAACUCCUCCUAUGCAAGAUAAUAAACCUUAUGAAGUAGCCAACAGUAAACUAGAUUUAUUUUUGCCUGACUAUAUUCGUCAACAAAUCAAUACACGUCAAACAAGUUCGUCGCUCGUCGAUAAUUCAAAUAUGUCCUCGACAACAAUAACUUCAUCCGAUAUGAUUCAAAAGAGAAAACAACGAGCUAAAAUGCUUACAAAAGAUCAUGAAGCUAAAAGUUUAUUAACGAAUGAAUUCGAUACGACAAGCAAUAAUGAAAAAAUCGCAUCAACUGAUUUUAAAAACGUUACAGACAUCGAUGAAUUUAUUAUUCAAACUGAUCAAACGAACAAUGUUUCUUCUCAACAAAAUAUCGAUAAUAUUCUUUCACGUGGUUUCAAUCUCUGGCUGCACGAGGGUCAAGCAUUAUCACAACAAAAGGAUAAAUCGAAGUCUAAUCGUAAUCUAACACACACACUGCAAAGUAUUAUUGUUCAACCUUUAGCAACCAAUGACGAUGUUAAAGAUUCUUACACUACAUCUCAAACUAUGCAAUCUAUUUUUACCGCUGAUGUACGUACAGAAAAAAGAAUUCAUAUCAACAAUGCCUAUUUUAUCAAUCAUCCUAAAUCUCUUUCAACACCUUCAUGCAUAGAAAAUCAAUCAAAUGAAAAAAAAUCUGAUGAUGAUGAUGAUUCGAGAAAAUAUGAUGAAGACAAUGAUGAGGAUUCCACGAAUGAUCGACCCAAAAAACAACGUUUUCAUCAAGCUGAUAGACACGUAUUAACUAAAGACAAACGAAAAGUGAAUUCUAAUAAUGAUAAUAAUUUACAAAUAAACUUUUCAACGGACGAUGUGCAACGAUGUUUAGGCGAAGAUUUUUAUCAUCAACUGGAAAAUAAUAACAUAAAUAAUAAUAAUAAUAACACAAUUAAUUUCGAUGAUUGGGCACAUUUUCUCGAACAACAGAAUUCUCAACAAAUCGAAUCUAAUUCACCAACAUCAUUAGAAUGUUUCUAUGCUGAAACACUUGAUGACGAUACUCUACUUUCGAAUUCAGUACCUAACAAAUCUUCAGUUCCACAUCAAAAGCCACGUUAUGGAGAUUUUUCAAAAUCUGACCACGAAAUAAUAACACCUGAAUCUAUGACUAAACUCCCCUCAUGUAAAUCUAAACCAUCGGACACUUUUCGACGCUGGCGAAAACCUCAAUCGAUUACAAAUCAAUUUGACAACGACGAUGAAGUAUUCAUAUCGCAUUCAGCUAAUGGUCUCUGUCGACAAGUGACACCGUAA